UUAGUGUCAAAAUUUGCAAAAUUUUUGUUGGCAACUAAUUUGUCCACGAUUCUAAAUUAAUAAUUUAGUUACAGUAAUCAAACUAAAAAAAUAGCAUAAAUGCCUUUAAAUUAACAGAUAAACAACGAAGGAACUAACGACAAUAAAGUAAAAUUUGCGCGGCCACUUGCAACCAAAAUAAACAACGCCCAUAGUAUGGUUGAUUUCGUUACCAGGCAGUGAUUAGCAAAAUUGAUAAAGUAGCGAGCUAAAAGUUUUUUUAUUUUUAUUUUUUUAAACUAAUUUAAGUGUAAUUUCGUGCAUUUCACAAAUAUUGGUACAUACAAAAUGGACACCAGUUGGGAUAUACACGAUGACAUGAAUUUAUACAUAACGCCGGAACGUUUCGUUGUGGAACCCAAUGGCAAAGAUGAACUGCUGGUAAUUGAUCGCGUUGUGAAUACAGUACGUGUUCAAAGCAAAGGCAACCAACUAAACAACCAAGUGCCCACAAGGCGUGUAUGUGGCAUACUUGGCACCAUUCAACUACUUGGUGGUCAUUACCUAAUUGUUGCCACUCAUCGCCUUUAUGUGGGCAUGCUAAAUGGCGCCAUAAUAUGGCGUUUGGCAGGUUACGAUAUUAUACCCUACAUUCCAACUAUAACACAUUUGCGCCCCAAACAACGCGAGCAAAAUGAAACAUAUCUUAACAUGUUGCGGCAAACCCUGGACACUCGUUUCUUCUACUUUUCCUAUUGGUACGAUUUGACACACUCGCUACAGCGCUUGCACGGCAUGCCGCCGGACUUCAAGAAGAACGGUUUGUUCGAGCGUGCCGACGAGCGCUUCGUUUGGAAUGGCGCUUUACUGCGUAACUUUAAUUGUCCGGAAAUGCGCAAAUUCGCCUUGCCAAUCGUACUAGGCUUUGUUUCCAUAAAUCAAGUGCAAGUAAAUGGCCAAACGUUCUUUUGGUCAAUCAUAUCACGCCGCUCUAUACACCGCGCCGGCACACGUUUUUUCGCGCGUGGCAUUGACGAGACGGGUAAUGUAGCCAAUUUUGUGGAAACGGAACAAAUUGUCGAGUACAAUGGACAACGUAUAUCCUUUGUGCAGACGCGAGGCAGUAUGCCCUUCUUUUGGCGACAAUUACCAAACCUAAGGUAUAAACCUGAUCCGGAACUGGUGCCGGGUAAGGAUCACUUGGCGGCAUGCUUGAAACAUUUCGAAGCACAGGUGAUGCUUUACGGACGUCAAAUAGUUCUAAACCUGGUGGACCAAAAACGCGCGGAGGGCAAUUUGGAACGCGCAUUCCGCACAUUUGUUCAGCAAAUGAAUAAUCCCAAUGUACGCUAUGAAGCCUUCGACUUUCAUGCAGAAUGCAAGAAAAUGCGUUGGGAUCGCUUGCAGAUUCUGAUUGAUCGCGUGGCCCACGAGCAGGAUGAGUUCUCAGUAUUUCAUUUACGCGAAGAUGGCGGUUUGGUAUCAGCGCAAGAUGGCGUCUUUCGCACAAAUUGUGUUGAUUGCUUGGAUCGCACUAAUGUUGUGCAAAGUAUGCUAGCCAAGCGUUCCCUGAAUGCGGUCCUACAAAAACUGGGCAUUUUGCAAGCCGGCCAAGUUGUAGAACGAGCGUCGCCCAAUUUCGAGUAUAUUUUCAAGGGGUAAGUUGUAUACUCAUAUACUAAAUAAACAUUAACUUACUUGUUUGUGUGUAUUCAGGUUUGGGCGGAUAAUGCGGAUGUGAUUUCAUUGCAAUAUUCCGGUACUGGCGCUUUGAAAACCGAUUUCACACGCACAGGAAAACGUACAAAAGCCGGUCUUAUGCAGGAUGGUGUCAAUUCAGCAACCCGUUACUAUCUCAAUAAUUUUGCUGAUGGAAGUAGACAGGAUGGUUUUGAUCUAUUUCUGGGCAAGUAUGUGGUUAAACCGGACGAAGGCAAUUUACUGCCGUCACCGUUAGUGGUUACACGUACUUGGCGCUACAACACGAUACCUUCCGUUUUGCUGUUCGCCGUGGCAAUGCUCUUCAUUACCGCCAUCUUUCCGGCAGAAUUUAAUACCGAAAGCUUGCUUUUCCUUUUAUUCUGGGGCACAAUUGUUGGAGUGGGCACAACUGGCAUAUUACACUAUGGCGUGGAGUUUGUCGACUGGCCGCGUUUGCAUCCACCAAUUAAGAUCGAAGCCUAGCAAAUAUGGGAACGGCGUUAUUAUUUGCGUUUAGAUGAAAACAAUUAGUAACUCGUAAUAACGCCUCGAAUACAACCUACUUAACACCAUCUGCAGUGAACUAAGUUAAAAAUUUGUUAAAAUUUCAGCCAGUGUAUAUGCAUGUUGGCCGCAAUUAUUCGCAUUUGACACUACAGUGUUCAACUUAAAAAUUCCUUGCUUGUUUAUGCUCUAGAUUGAUGUUCUAUUUUGUUCGAAAUGCCGGUUUAAUGCUAAAAAGAAAAAAUAUUUGCCUAAAAUAAUAGUAAAAACACAAUAGUUAAUUACCUCCUGAUGACAUGAUAUCGAGCAAUUACAUUUAUAAAUGUAGGAUCAUUUUCUUAAUGAAAUGCGUACAUGUUUAAUCAAUAAAUACCCACUAUUUCAACGAA
This is a messenger RNA of Bactrocera neohumeralis, 2573 nucleotides long. It is a transcript of the gene Sac1, whose product is annotated as phosphatidylinositol-3-phosphatase SAC1. Gene Ontology annotation, cellular component: endoplasmic reticulum. Gene Ontology annotation, biological process: phosphatidylinositol dephosphorylation. NCBI's taxonomy places the organism in Eukaryota, Metazoa, Arthropoda, Insecta, Diptera, Tephritidae. The record is from RefSeq and is a predicted model, not a curated record. Gene Ontology annotation, molecular function: phosphatidylinositol-4-phosphate phosphatase activity. The transcript is spliced from 9 exons.